CGUUACCUACUGGAGUUUGGCAUUUCUACAGUUGGUCAGUCGCGGCUGGCAACGCGAAGCGGAUGAGGACUCUCCGUGGUUCAAACAUUUCUCUCCAACUACAGUGCGCGGUAUAAAGUUCAGAUAGCGAAGGAGAAACUUCAAAGCGGACUCGGAGUGGCCGGCUGACUAUGCCCCGGAGCCCCACGUCAAGUGAGGAUGAGAUGGCCCAGAGCUUUUCAGACUACUCCGAGGAAUCCGGCUCCGACAGCUCCAAAGAGGAGACCAUCUACGAGACCAUAAGAGCCACCGCCGCCAGGCCACCCAGCCGAAUGGAGGACAUCCACACCAACUCCCUGGUCAUCCGCGUCAUCAUCCCUGACCUGCAGCAGACCAAAUGUAUGAGGUUCAACCCUGAUGCCACUGUGUGGGUUGCCAAGCAACGGAUCCUGUGCACAUUGAGUCAGAGCCUAAAGGACGUCCUGAACUAUGGCCUCUACCAGCCGGCGAGCAACGGCCGCGACGGCAAGUUCCUGGACGAGGAACGCCUCCUCCGGGAGUAUCCCCAGCCAAUCAGCAAAGGGGUUCCGUCCCUGGAGUUCCGAUACAAGAGCAGAGUCUACAAACAACCGAAUGUGGAGGAGAAGCUGAUUGCCAAACUUCACACAAAGGCCAACUUGAGGAAGUUCAUGGACUUCAUCCAACACCAUCAGGUGGAGAAACUGUCAAAGAUGUUGGAAAGAGGCCUUGACCCCAACUACCAUGACCCCGAGACCGGGGAAACGCCCCUGACCUUCGCCGCUCACCUGGACAACAUGGAGGACAUCAUCAAAGUGCUGAGGAACGGAGGCGCUCAUCUGGACUUCCGGGCCAAAGACGGCAUGACGGCUCUUCACAAAGCUGCCCGCUCUAAGAACCAGGUCACCCUCACGACUCUGCUGGAGCUGGGCGCGUCCCCGGACUACAAGGACAGCCGCGGGCUGACUGCGCUCUACCACACGGCCAUGGUGGGGGGAGACCCCUACUGCUGCGAGCUGCUUCUCCACGAGCACGCCUCCGUCUGCUGCCAGGACGAGAAUGGCUGGCACGAAGUCCAUCAGGCUUGUCGACACGGACAUGUUCAACACCUGGAGCAUCUGUUGUUUUAUGGAGCGGACAUGAGCGCUCAGAACGCUUCAGGAAACACGGCUCUGCACAUCUGUGCUCUCUACAACCAGGACAACUGUGUGAGAGUGUUGCUUGUCCGGGGAGCCAACAAGGAGGUGAAAAACUUCAACAGCCAGACUCCUUUUCAGGUGGCCAUAAUUGCAGGGAACUUUGAGUUGGCUGAACUCAUUAAGAACCACAAAGAAACAGAUAUUGUGCCUUUUCGCGAGGCGCCUGCGUACUCCAAGCGGCGGCGGGCUCCCCAGAGCUCUCUGUCGGCCCCGCGGGUGCUGCUGCGCUCCAACAGUGACAACAACCUGAACAGCAGUGGCGCGGGCCCGGACGGCCAUCCGCAGCGCAGCCUCUCGCCACAGCUGCUCCAGCAGAUGCAGAGGAACCCUAAUGGCACGGUGAGGACCAUGGGCCGCGGCAGCCGCGCCGGCCCCCGCAGCCGAUCCCCCUCGCUCAGCCGGCUGGGAGAGGAGCAGCGCCGGCAGCAGCAGCAGCGUCCCAACACCAGUAUGGAUGGCCCUGGCUCCCGACGGAAGCUGUACAGCGCGGUUCCGGGCCGCCAUUUCGUGGUGGUGCACUCGUACCAGCCGCAGGCUGAAGGCGAGAUCCCUCUCUACAAGAACGACAGGGUCAAAGUUCUGAGCAUUGGGGAAGGGGGCUACUGGGAAGGCAGUGCCCGGGGCCACGUGGGCUGGUUCCCUGCGGAGUGCGUGGAGGAGAUUCCUGCCAAGCCCAAUGAGGAGAGACCAUUGAGCAGAACAGACCGCACUGACAAGAAGAAGCUCUUCAGACACUACACGGUGGGCUCCUACGACAGCUUCGACGCCUCCAGUGACUGCGUGAUCGACGAGAAGACUGUGGUCCUCCAGAAAAAGGACAAUGAGGGCUUCGGCUUUGUGUUACGUGGAGCCAAAGCGGACACCCCUAUUGAGGAGUUUACGCCCACCCCGGCGUUCCCGGCGCUGCAGUACCUGGAGUCGGUGGACGAGGGCGGAGUGGCCUGGCAGGCGGGUCUACGCACCGGCGACUUCCUCAUCGAGGUCAACCAGGACAACGUGGUCAAGGUGGGUCACAGACAGGUGGUCAACAUGAUUCGACAAGGAGGGAACCGGCUCAUCAUCAAAGUGGUGACAGUCAGUAGGAACUUGACCCCAGAUGACACCAGUCGAAAAAAAGCACCUCCACCUCCAAAGAGAGCGCCCACCACCGCACUCUCCAUGCGCUCCAAAUCCAUGACCUCGGAGCUGGAAGAACUAGAUGCUCAGGCUUCUAAUAUUGAGGGUCUGAAGAAGAGGAUUGUUUUUCAAGUCACACUAAAUAAAGUGGACGAGGUGCCCUCCCAGAAUGCCAUGCGUGACAACUCCUCUGUGGACAUGCGAGUGGCUACUAUUAAGCCACGCCCCAGCAGCCGCUGUUUGGCCACACCCACUGACUUUAGUUCUUUCUACGAGCGGCAGGGUGUAGCCGUAGUGCCCCCCACGGUACCCGGGCCGUACCUGGGCGUGCCACGGGGCACCAUGAGGAAGCAGAAGUCUAUAGGAAUCACUGAGGAGGAAAAGCAGUUCCUGACGCCUCCUCUGCUGAAGUUCACCCGCAGCCUUUCCAUGCCCGACACCUCGGAAGACAUCCCACCUCCGCCCGGCAUGUCGCCUCCAUCGCCUCCUGGGUACAACUCGCCCAGUGGCCCCGCGCCGCGAGGGUACAACACCACGCAGCCGGGGUUCACCCAGAACUCUGUCGGCAGGGGCCAUCCCAACCGGUCGGACCCCAACCUGGGCACCAUCCGCCGAGACCGGCCGUACCACCGGCAGAGCUCGGAGCACUUCAGCCUCCAGCACUCCUCGCUCCAGCAGCAGACGCUAUGCAACCGGACGCGCUCGCCCGUGCCCGAGAACCCCUACUCGGAGGUGGGCAACAAGAACCCGUACAUCCCCGCCAAGCCGGCGCGGCGGAAGGGCAUGCUGGUGAAGCAGCCCAACGUGGAGGACAGCCCGGAGAAGACCUGCUCCAUCCCCAUCCCCACCAUCAUCAUCAAGGAGCCCUCCACCAGCAGCAGCGGCAAGAGCAGCCAGGGCAGCAGCAUGGAGAUCGAGCCCACCACGCCGGAGCACGCGGGCCAGCUGCGGCCCGACGAAGGGGCCAACCUCAGCAACCCGUUCGCCGCCGCCAUCGCCGGGGCCGUGCGGGACCGCGAGAAGCGGCUGGAGGCCCGGCGGAACUCCCCGGCGUUCCUGUCGACGGACCUCGGCGACGAGGACCCCAACCCCACCCCCACGCCACGCCUGCGCCAGUCCAAGUCCAUCGACGAGGGCAUGUUCAGCAACAACGAGCGGUUACGGAAGCUCAUGGCGCCGCCCGCCUCCCUGCUGGGGCUGUCUCCCAGCGGGGGUGGGGGAGGAGGACGAGGCGGUGGUGGCGGAGGGGGUAACGUGACGGACUUCAACACCCCCGAGCCCACCCUUGUGCGAGAGCCUCUCAACACACGCACAGGCAACUGCCCCAACCUGGACAGCCCUGUUAGCCUCCCUAUUGUGAAGACCUACAGCUCCAAUGGCGGAAGCUAUUUGCAUCCUGUGACGGGCAAAGCCCUGGACCCAAACUCGCCCCUGGCUCUGGCCCUAGCUGCCCGCGACAGGGCCAUGAAGGAGCAGGGCCAGCCGCCGCCUCCCCCGCCCAAGAACGAGCCCCAGAAGCCCGACCUCCACCAGCCCCUCUUCAUCGACACCAAGCUGCGCUCCAGCAUCGAGGCCAACUACACGGCCGCCACCGCCACCAUGGGCCGGCCCGCCGGGAGAGGAGGCCUGCGCCGGCAGAACACCGAGUCCAAGUACGAGACGGAGGGGGCCAAGGAGAACAAGCCGUCGGCGGAGGAGAAGAAGAACAUGCUCGUCGACAUCGUGGACACGUCGCAGCAGAAGUCGGCCGGGCUGCUGAUGGUGCACUCGGGGGACCAGGCCGAGUCCAAGGAGGGCAACGGCCGAGGGGGGCAGGAGGGAUCGCCAGGGCAGGACAGCACCCCGGCCGAGCUGAGGGACCCCAAUGCCAAGCCGUCGUCCCCCGCAUCUGCCCGCGCCCCUGGUCCGACGGCUGCCCCCGGCACCAACCCACAGGCCCCUGCCCAUCCCAAGACCAUCAUCACCAUCAGCUCGGUGGACGAGCCAGUCAAGCUCCCCUUCCACAUCCCACCACCGCCUCUUCCUUCGGUGGACAUCGAGGAGGAGUUUGAGUUCGCUGAUCCACUUCCGCCUCCUUUGGAAUUCGCGAACAGCAUCGACAUCCCCGAGGACCAAGCAGGGGCUAUCGCCGAACUCAUUAAGCUACAGAACAAGAACGGGAGAGGGCCCGGCCACUUACCCCCUUACCACCCCCACGCUCCCCCUCCGGUCAGCGCGGAUCACAGGCGGCCCGUUGGCCUCUCGAACUGCGUCGGCGGCCCCCCCGGCUACCCCCCUCCGCCCCCGGAGAGCUUCGAGCACGUCACCGACUCGGGCAUCGAGGAGGUGGACAGCCGGAGCAGCGGGGACCCCCACCUGGAGACCACGAGCACCAUCUCCACCGUGUCCAGCAUCUCCACGCUCUCGUCGGAGGGCGGCGAGGCGCUGGACACCUGCACAGUCUAUGCAGACGGACAGGCCUUCCUGGUGGACCGGCCCCCGGUGCCCCCCAAGCCAAAACUCAAGCCCAUCAUCAACAAAAACAACGCACUUUACAGGGACCCGCUGAUCGAGGAGAGCCUGGAGUCCUUCGGGAUGCCCCCCUCGGCCCCUCCGCCGCCCCCUGGUGGCGCGGAGCCGCCCAAGACCCCCACGCAGAGGAGCUCCAAACUUUGGGGGGACCCCCCGGAGCUGAGGAGUCCCCCCUCGUCGCUGCCGGACCCCAAAGCCAACAUGAUCAGUGAGCUCAGCUCCAUCCUACAGCAUAUCAACAGGGAUCGCACGCCCAAACCAGGGGAGGUGCUGGAUUCGCCCACAGGAUCCAGGUGCUUUGGAUCAAGUCCCUCAGGUCCUCAGCGGAGCGCCACCGUCACCUUCGCCACCCCGAGCACCCCGCCGGCCAGCCUGCCGCCGCACCACCACCACCCCCACCACCACCACCAGCACCACCAGCUGCACCACCACCACUCCUCGUCCAGCCCCGUCUCCUCGCCGCCCGACUCGGGCCCCUGCUCCGUCUCCGGCGGCUCCGGCCGCGCCUCCUCGCUGCCCGGCUCGGCCUCCUCCCCUACGCUGACCGACGUGUUCGGGCUGCCCACGCCGCCCCUGGGCAGCGGCGCCAGCAGCGUGGCGGGCAGCGUGGCGGGCAGCGAGCGCUUCAGCCUGUGCUCGGCGGGCAGCCGCUCGCCCUCGCCGCUCACGCUGCUGCAGCAGCAGGCCGCCUGCAACAAGCCGUUCGCCGGCAAGCCGCUCCACGCGUGGAGCAAGCACGACGUAGCAGACUGGCUGGAGAGCCUCAACCUGGCCGAGCACAAGGACGCCUUCACGGACAACGAGAUCGAGGGCAGCCACCUGCCCAACCUGCAGAAGGAGGACCUGAUAGACCUGGGGGUGACGCGCGUGGGCCACCGCAUGAACAUCGAGAGGGCUCUCAAACUGCUGCUGGACAGAUAAAAGAGGGCCAUCUCCAUCUCUCUCUCUCUCUCUCUCUUUUUGUAAUCCUCCCUUCUCUCUCUAUCCUCCCCUCUCUCUCUCUCUCUCUCUCUCUCUCUCUCUCUCUCUCUCUCUCUCUCUCUCUGUCUGGUCUCUCUGGUGGUCUGGAUGAGCACACAGGAUAUAAAGGACCAAGAGAUCUCCCUGUGUAUCUGAGCUCUCCAGGGAUCUUAGGAUCUCCACGGGUCUGUGUGUGUGUGUGUGUGUGUGUGUGUGUGUGUGUGCGUGUGUGUGCGUGUGUGUCGUCAGUUUCCCUCUCUGCCAGGAGGCUGCAGCUGCGGCUCCUCUCUCUGCUUUCGGCGAUCGAGCGAGUCAAGCAGCGAGUCAUUAAGGACCACAUCAGCACCCAGAGAGAGGGAAGAAGAGAGAGAGAGAGAGAGAGAGAGGGGGACGGAGGGAGGGAGGGAGAGCCAGAGAUCAGCUCCACCCACCCCCUGCCACCCAACGCCGCCCCACGCAGAGUCACAGAGCCAUGUCGGCAUGUCGGUCCACCCCGCUUUGGAAUACUGACGUUUUUCAGACCGCCUCAUUUGGGGACACCCUAACCAGCUGAGCUGGGGGCUCCUUUUCUAUCUUUGCUAGAGUUUCUUCAGAGAAUAUUUCUUCAUCGAAAAAACAAACACUUGGGGUUACGUUUAUGGAUUGCAGCAGCCGUCGAGAGAAGAAGAACACAGGAAUUUUAAAACAAGGAAAAAAAAAGAGACAACUUUGCAUUUCUAAACUUGCGCUUGAAAACAAUUCCAGCCAGUUACGACCGGCUCAGUCUUAAAGAAUGCCCCCCCACCUGUUCAGUAAUACGUCCCCCACACACCCAGUCCCACAGUCCUCCACCGGCCCACCUUAAGAGUGGUCUCACAGGCACACGGGCACCACUGUAGCAGACCCCACGUCUGGCCACUAGCGGCGUCUCCUUCCCUCUCCGACACACACCGCCCGCGGAUCACAGCUGUCGGGAGUCGCGUGACGUGGCGUGACGUGACAUGUCCAGUUGUGAGAAUCCUCCUCGUCUUCCUUAUCAGUGCAGGUGAGCAGAAGUAGUGAGACCCUCCCUUCCCCCCCAACACACACACACACACACACACACACACACACACACACCCCAUAUUGCAUCAUAUUGCACACACACACACACACACAACCCACCAUCCAAAACACUGAUGGAGAGUACGUGCCACGCACCACAUGGUUGGAGCACUGAUAUACGUCCGAUUUCUGCCUCAUUCAAAGGCAUCCCAUCCUUUCUUUCUCGCACUCUGUCUCUCCAUCACCCCCCUCUCACCCCUCCACCAUGCACUUCUUUUUUUCAUUGUCAUUUGAGCAGUAUAUGACCCUCCCGGAAGAAGUCAUUUGAGACUAAGAGGACAUUUUGUAUGAACUGCUUUGUGAAUACGUGGGGAGAAAGGAUGGUGCUACGCCUGAGAGAAAUAUGACCAGGGCCAGUCAAUCAAACAGUCCCAGAGAUGUGCAUUACCUGGACAACGCUGUCUGUCCGUCGGUCCGUGAGGUCCUUAUAACUGGCCAGUCUAUACAGGAAGGUAUUAUUAUGAAAUGCAAGUUGUCCAGACACUAGACCCAUACUGUGUAUUCUAGUGCCGUGGUGGAUGAGAGCCGAAAGUCAAGGAUAAAAAUGCUGCUAUCAUAUCCCAAAAUGGUAUUCAUGGAACUAGAUACUAGAGUUGUUUGUUGACAUAAGGAAUCACAGCAGUCCACAGCAGUCUCUUCUGUGAGCUUCUCUCUCUAUACAUCCUCAGAAGCUGACAGUACUGUGGCAGUGCAGUGUUACAGCAGUGCAAUUAACACCACACAUCCAGUUCAGAAGACACCCACCGGUUGUCUGCUCAUCAGAUAGUAGUAGAACUGAGGACCCACCCCAUUUGCUCUGAGGAGCGGUAGGCUUGUGCUCCACAGCACGAGACAGGCCUCACCCUCCCCUCUAGUAGCUCCACAGAAACAUCUCAGGUGGCCAUCCAUCCACAUCCACCCUCCUUCUCCCCCUCUUUCAGAUACAAGCUACCCGUUCCAGAAGUGGUUUAGUGAAUUUGUAUUUAAGAAAUAUAAAAGGAAAAAACAUAUUUAUCAUGAUGUUGUAUAAAAGAAUGUUUUUUUAAAAAAGAACUAAAUAUAUAUACAUAAUGUAUAUGAAUAUAUUGUUUAUUUAAAAUUUUAUCAUGACGACACUGGGAAAAAUUAAUUGCUAUUUUACUUGCAAAGAGGAUAUUGGUCAUAGCACCAGUAGUGUGCGAGGCUGAGCGGAGCGGAGCGGAGUCCCUCUGAGCUCUGUCCAGGCCUCAGGGGGGCUGCAGGAACACCUCCACCCUCCGUCCUGUUUCAGGAUGCCAUGGAGGUGGGCCUGUGCUUGUUAUCAGAUGCGGUACUUAGAGAGAGAUGAAUGAGUGAGCAGCCAUCAUUUCCCACUAUUCCCUCCUGCUCUCUCUCUCUCUCACUCUCUCUCUACCUGUCUCAUCUCCUGUCUCUCUCUCUCUUACUCCCUCCUUUUCUCUCUGUCGUCUCCCUUAUGUCUGUCUUACCUUCUCACUUUCACUCUUUCUCUUUGGACCUGUCUCAUCUCCCUAUCUUCUUUCCUCUCUUUCUCUCUUUUUUUCUCUCUCUCUACCUCUCAUCUGUCUUCCUUUUCCCUUCUCUCUCUCUCUUUCUCUUCUGUGGCUGUGUGCCUGUAGCCACCCCUCCUCAGCCACCUCUAUAGUUUGUGUGUGUGUGCGUGUGUGUGUGUGAUGUAGAGAUUAUUCUAGAUUAUUCUUGGAGAAAAGGAGGGAAUUGCAAGCCUGCUUUGAUAGAAGGCUUGCGCCAGUUGUGCUGCUAUGACCCUAUCGUUUUUAAUAGAUCUUAUUUUAAAAUAGCAGAACGUCAGAAAAGAGCACAGUAUUUUUAAGGAUUUAUAUAGAAUUAUAUUGAAUUUUAUAAACUAUUUGGAUGAAGUAAAGUGUGGUUUGCCAAAAAAAGUUAUAAAAUAUAAUUAUUAAAUAAAUCGAUAGAUUUCUGAGGUACCUAAGAAGCAAUAUUUAUACUGAAUGGAUCUCUUUGGUUGUGGUUUUCGAGAAAUGUGUAAUCCCUUAUCCCACGAAACUUUGAAAAUUGAAGAAGUACUGUAAUAACAACCCACCUAUGAAUUUGUCUGGAAAUCAAAAACGACAGAGAUAUGAGAAGUCAUGGUCGGUGCCUGCCUCCCAUACAUAUUGUAAUUACAUUUUGAAAUCGCAGACUUAGUUUGUGUAUAAUGUGUGUAAAACCGACCAAAAUAUCACAUACCGUAAAUGUAUACAUAAUGUAUCUGGCCACUUCUUAGCAACAGGUCCGAGGACACUUUUACAGUAUCUUAUAUAUAAAUCUACAAACACAGAGUAGAUGUGACUGUUGAUUUUAUGGAACAACAUAUCACUAAGCUAAUUUUUGUAUGUGGAAACUUAGAGCUAAGUAGUAGUGGAUUUAAAUGAAAUGCUAAAGACCAUCACCUUGUGGAUUGGGCAAUGCUCACUCUCCCCACCACUUAACAACUUCCUCUAGCAAUCAGCUAGAAUUGAUUUAUUCAACUAAUUUCUUUUAUUUAUUUUUUUCUUUUAUAUUUUUCAUAGAUAUUAUGAUGUUUCUCGCUCUACUUUGUGUAAAGACCUGUGUUCCUGUUAUCUAUGUUGCUGUAAUUUUGUGCUACCAAAUCCUCUUAUUUAGAUUUAAUGAAUUAUUCAAAUGAAAAAGAGAAGUUCCUGUAACUGCACUCUUACCCCCAGAUCCUCAAUACUUCUUGUAUGGCAACCAAAAUUGACUGUAAGAAAUAAAUAUCAU
Molecule: messenger RNA, 9581 nt
Organism: Sardina pilchardus (European sardine)
Lineage: Eukaryota; Metazoa; Chordata; Actinopteri; Clupeiformes; Clupeidae
Product: SH3 and multiple ankyrin repeat domains protein 2-like
Exons: 23
Coding region: 171-5744 (1857 amino acids)
Cellular component (GO): postsynaptic density; postsynaptic membrane; dendritic spine
Molecular function (GO): synaptic receptor adaptor activity; ionotropic glutamate receptor binding
Source: RefSeq, a predicted model, not a curated record